UUUAAUAGUCUUUUCGCUUCUCUUUAUUUACUUGGGUAUGUCUUUUUUUUUCCUUUUCCUUUUUUUUUCGUUUUUGUUAAAUGGAGGAGUUGGAGGUAUUAAAUUAACUCUAGGAAGAACUAAAGCAAAGCUCCGUAGCUUAUUUAUUGGCUGGGCGGAGCAGAGCCGCAAAACUCUCCGCCAACGGAACGUCCAAUUCGAUCCUACCGACUCUCUGUUUCUUUCACCCUGUGCGCCAGACGGAGGACUAUUGCUCUCACGGGAUUUUUGUCCGAGAUUGAAGCAUCCGAACUUCUCUGCACCUCUUUUUAUCGUCUCUCUUGCGACAACCCCUCCAUUCCUCCUCACAAUGGGCAAAUUGACCUCCACGAUCGGUAUCCCGAUCAAGCUUCUUAACGAAGCCCAGGGCCACGUCGUCACCCUGGAAAUCACCUCCGGAGUCGUGUAUCGAGGAAAACUUCUCGAGGCCGAGGACAACAUGAACGUUCAACUGAAGGAUAUCACGGUCACUGCUCGGGAUGGUCGCGUGUCGCAUUUGGAUCAGGUCUAUAUUCGCGGAAGCCACGUGAGGUUCUUCAUUGUGCCGGAUAUGUUGCGGAACGCCCCCAUGUUCCGCUCAAGAGGCCAGCGCGGCCGCGGUGUCGGUCUCGCUCGUGGUAAGGCCACCGUGCAGCGUGCCCGGGGCCAACGGAGGGGUUAAGUAAAAAAACGGGAAAUAUUCAUAUCUCAUAUUAAUGGCGUUUGACUUUUGCUCUUUUUUUUUUUUAUCGUGUUGCCGUUCUAACCUUUACAUUGGGCCGUUCCUGAAAAAUCGAUUCCUGGUUCUACAUGGGAUUCUUAUACCCGCGCGUGUUGUGGGACAUUUCUCCUUUUUUGACGCUGUUUGUCGUGGUUGUGUAGAUUUGAGGAAACGGUGAUAAGAUAAAUUUAUCGAUAUGUGAUGCGGGCUGCAGUGGAUGAAGACUCGAGCUUGAUAUCCAGCUGAUCUAACAUCGAUACCUGGUAAAAAAAAAAAAAAAGAAAAGAAAA
Messenger RNA from Aspergillus pseudonomiae, 1029 nucleotides. RefSeq names its product putative small nuclear ribonucleoprotein SmD3. NCBI's taxonomy places the organism in Eukaryota, Fungi, Ascomycota, Eurotiomycetes, Eurotiales, Aspergillaceae. Gene Ontology annotation, biological process: RNA processing; spliceosomal snRNP assembly. Gene Ontology annotation, molecular function: RNA binding. The record is from RefSeq and is a predicted model, not a curated record. The transcript has 4 exons. Bases 38 to 700 code for a protein of 220 amino acids. Gene Ontology annotation, cellular component: catalytic step 2 spliceosome; pICln-Sm protein complex; U12-type spliceosomal complex.